This is a messenger RNA of Daldinia vernicosa, 1745 nucleotides long. RefSeq lists its product as uncharacterized. Bases 303 to 1475 code for a protein of 390 amino acids. The transcript has a single exon. Lineage: Eukaryota; Fungi; Ascomycota; Sordariomycetes; Xylariales; Hypoxylaceae. The record is from RefSeq and is a predicted model, not a curated record.
GAUCCCGCUAUACUAAUUGAGCGAUCGCACACUUUAUUCAGCUAUCUUCGGAAAAGUAUCUUGGUCAUAUUUACUUAUCUAUUUGUAACUGAACUUCCCUCUGGUUUUCUCCGCUGUCGAAUCCCAAGGCGUCAGCCUCUUGUCUUACCCCCGUCACGUCGCACCCAAGUUACAAUGAGUUAGGAACAUAAGACAAGUAUAAAAUCAGCUACUGGUCCAGCGAAGAAGGAAGUGUGUAAGUGCUUGAGAGAGAGAGUUGCGUGUGUGAAUGACGAGCAAGCGAGAAAUUGAAUAUUGAGAAGAUGGCCUCGAGUGGGUUUCAUGCAACUGUCCUCCACCGCGUAAACGACGAUAAUCAUAGCGACGACGGUAGAGACGGUAGAGACGGCAAUUCGAGUGGCGUUACUCCUACAUCGCAACUAGGAUCACUGUCAAGACCUAGAAUAGGGUCUAGCAAUAUUAACAAUAAUACCGGUACGGGGAUUGGGAUUGGAAUGGGAAUGGGGAUGGGGAUGGAGAUGACAUAUUCAGAUACGCUAGGACCACGUUUCUCCAAUUCUACCAAUUCCACCGGCAAAGACAACGCGAAUGACCUGAACCUUGACGCCAAUACUAACUCCAAUCCCGCAGCCGCAGCCCAGGCUCAAGCGCAAGUACCAACCCACGUAAACCAAGCCGUUCGCGGUCACGGCCACACCCACACCCACACCCACAAUGGGCACACAGGUGCCGGUUCAAGCAGCAGUACCAGCAACAAUAGGAAUAGCAAUAACACCUCUCCGACUGUUACGGCUUCGACGAAACCACUAGACUUUCGUCAGCCCGCCGCCACUACUAUUACUACUACCACUACUACUACUACAACCAACAAUCAUAAUCCCACCACCACCUCUUCUUCCUCAUUCCUCCAUUCUCCAUCGCCAAAAAUCAACUUGUCUGUCGCAUCCAUCACGACUCCUGCAUCGCCUACAUCGAGAUCGACGACGCGACCGCCACCCGCUACAAUCACUUCCCUUGCGCAUCCCUAUAGUAACGCGUCGCAUCAAUUAUCAACUUCUUCAUCGACACUAUUGGCGCCUUCGUCUUCCUUACCUCCUCUGGCUCCUCCGCCGGGAGCCUUGAGUUCAAUUAUGGCAUCAUCAUCUGCCAUGUCGUCUACGAAUGGUGCAAGUGCAUCGCCGCUGCAGCCUCCUAAGACUUCAGGCCAUCUCUCGCCGCCUGAUUACCAUCAACCGUCCAGAGAAAAAGCAUCAGGGAGUUUUUACGACCCGCUUACUGAUACAACCAGGGAGAGGAGAGUUUCCGACAACUGGUCCAAGCAGGUAAGCUUUAAAAAAAAAUAUUCUACAUUCCCACCAUCCAUACCCGAGCACAACUUUAGAGCUUUUUAUUUUUUUUCAUUUUUUUAUAAAAAAACAUUUUACGUGAUGUUGGCCGAAUGUGUCUUAACACGUUUUAAUACCACAAAAUCAUAAAUAUGAGUUAUUAGCAACUCAGACCUUUUCUUAUAAUCAUAUUCAAUCCCAAAGUACCUCCUACAUAAGUUUGCUUAGUGGCAGUGCGAACAUCCAACACGUUUUGUUCGGUGUUCGCCCCGGGACAAGGAACAUCAUCAAUCAAUUUUUUUUUAUUGCAACCAAUCUGCCAUUAGAAAUCAUCAUCAACAUUCCAACUCCUUGACUAACCUUGGUCACUUUCAGCGAUCUGACCCGUAUGAUUUCUCGCAGUCCAAGAGCGAAUAUUAC